GUCAAAAAUUUCACAGAAGUCCAGUUUUUCGCGGGUGUGAUCGGUGAAACGGUUAUUCCUCUCUCUCUCUCCAUUGUCGUCUGACUUGUUCUCCCUCACCGCCAGGACUACGGCGGAGAUCACAUAGGAAAAGCAGACGAAAUAUUCCGUCAUCUCCAUCUCCGCCAUCAACGCCGGCCAAUUUGAUCGGCGAUUCCUAGAGUGGGAUUUCUUGUGGCAGAAGGAUACAAGUGAUUCAUUGAUAGACUGGUAGAUUUGGAUCUUGGUAAAAGGGAGGAGAAGAAAUGUCCAGCUACGAGGGGGUUCUGGUUUCCGAUCCAUGGCUUCAGGGCCAAUUUACUCAAGUUGAGCUGCGUGACCUAAAAUCAAAGUUUCUAGCUGCAAGAAAUCAGCUAAAUAAAGUCACUUUGGGAGAUUUGCCAACAAUUAUGAGCCAAUUAAAGGCCUUUAGUAAUGUGUUCGGCGAGGGAGAAAUUAAGGCCAUAUUGUCUGAAUCAUCUUCUGACUUGAAUGAAGAAAUCGAUUUUGAAUCCUUUCUUCGGGCAUUUCUCAAUCUGCAGGCGAGGGCCCCAACGACCUCAGGCAAUUCGAAGCUAAAAGCCGCAACGUCUUUUCUCAAAGCUGCCACAACAACACUUCGCCACACAAUUAGCGAGUCUGAGAAGGCCUCUUAUGUGGCACAUAUCAAUAGUUUUCUUGGAAAUGACAAGUUCUUGAAGGAUUACCUUCCAUUAGAUCCUUCAACCAAUGCAAUGUUUGAUCUUGCAAAGGAUGGUGUCCUGCUGUGUAAGCUCAUUAAUGUUGCUGUUCCUGGAACAAUAGACGAACGCGCAAUUAAUACCAAAAAAUUUCUUAAUCCAUGGGAAAGAAAUGAAAACCACACACUUUGCCUCAAUUCUGCAAAGGCCAUUGGUUGCACCGUGGUCAACAUUGGUACACAGGAUCUGGUUGAAGGAAGACCACAUCUCAUCCUUGGAUUGAUUUCUCAAAUAAUCAAGAUACAGCUCUUAGCCGAUCUCAAUCUUAGGAAAACUCCACAACUCCUAGAAUUGGCUGAGGAUAGUCAGGACGUGGAAGAGCUCCUUGGCUUAUCUCCAGAAAAAAUAUUACUGAAAUGGAUGAAUUUUCAUCUUAAAAAAGUUGGCUACAAGAAGCAGGUUACGAACUUCUCUUCUGAUUUAAAGGAUGGAGAGGCAUAUGCUCACUUGCUUAAUGCACUUGCGCCUGAACAUGGCACAAGCAGCACACUUGAUACAAAAGAUCCUACAGAAAGAGCAAACUUGAUUCUUGAGCAUGCAGACAAAUUGGAUUGCAAAAGAUAUGUCACCGCGAAGGACAUCGUUGAGGGGUCAACAAAUUUGAAUCUCGCAUUUGUCGCUCAGCUAUUCCAACGCAGGAAUGGAUUGUCGAUAGAAAACUCAAAGUUGUCUUUUGCCACAAUGAUGACCGACGAUGAUCAAACCUCAAGAGACGAAAGAUGCUUCCGGUUGUGGAUCAACAGUCUGGGAGUUGAUACAUAUGUCAACAACUUAUUCGAGGAUGUUCGAAACGGGUGGGUUCUGUUGGAAGUGCUUGAGAAAGUGUCAUGCGGGUCGGUUAACUGGAAGCAAGCCACGAAACCUCCAAUCAAGAUGCCUUUCAGAAAAGUUGAGAACUGCAACCAGGUCAUAAGGAUUGGAAAGGAACUGAAUUUCUCUCUUGUAAAUGUACAAGGAAAUGAUAUUGUGCAAGGAAACAAGAAGCUUAUCUUAGCUUUUCUAUGGCAGUUGAUGAGGUUUAGCAUGCUCCAGCUUUUGAAAAACUUGAGGUUUUACUCUCAAGGGAAGGAGAUAACAGAUGCUGACAUUCUGAAUUGGGCAAAUAGAAAAGUAAAGAGUGCAGGCAGGAAAAGGCAAAUGGAGAGCUUCAAAGACAAAAGUCUUUCAGAUGGACUGUUUUUUCUUGAACUUUUAAGUGUUGUGGAGCCAAGGGUUGUAAACUGGAGCCUUGUCACCAAGGGGGUAACAGAUGAGGAUAAGAAGCUAAAUGCAACAUAUAUCAUCAGUGUCGCUCGGAAAAUUGGGUGCUCCAUCUUUUUGUUGCCCGAGGACAUAAUGGAGGUGAACCAGAAAAUGAUUCUGACAUUGACAGCAAGCAUAAUGUACUGGAGCCUAGAGAAGAAAACAAAGGAGUCGGAGAGCGGUUCAUCCUCCCCGAUGCGGAGUAACAACGAACAACCUCCUACUCCCACAACCAAGGAAUGAUUUUGAACAAAAAGUAAAUAAUUUUUCCUCUUUUUUUAUAUGAUACCGGGUGCCAUUUUAGGAAUGGCAUCGCGUCCUGCUUGACCUACAUGACUAAUGGCAUUUGAAUCAUUUGGUCCAACAAAAUUUGACUCACAAAGAACGGCGGACCGAGAAAACCCUGUGUUGAUUGUAUUGCCUCUUUUUUUUAUGAACUUCAUUUGUACUGUGAAUUUGAACAAUGGAGAUGUGAAGAAAGAGGUUGAUAUGAA
Molecule: messenger RNA, 2494 nt
Organism: Cuscuta campestris
Lineage: Eukaryota; Viridiplantae; Streptophyta; Magnoliopsida; Solanales; Convolvulaceae
Source: the annotation of a GenBank genome assembly